AUGACCUUUCGGACUUGGAGUCUCUUUCGAAAAGCAUUUCCCGAAGAUGUUGAUCGCCACUCUACCUUUCAUGUGUAUGACAGGGAAUCCGAAGGUCUCUUAUCCCCUGUCGUCGAUCGCUUGGUCAAGCUCGACGGCGACAUGCUGACGUUCCUCCGUAUCCGAAUCGUCGACAUGACAAUUGACCAACUCGUUUCUCUCAAUACUAUCAACACGCUUGCGGUUCUUACAAUAGAGAUUGGAAGGAACGAUCGACUUGGAAAGUAUCGCGAAACACUGACUGUCCAAAGGCUACGCGACUGGGGUCGAAGCGUCAGCGAAAGUGGUGCUUUUAAAAAGUUGCGAGUACUUCUUAUUGACGGUUGCAACUCAUUACCGACAACUCAUGUCUUAGCGUCCAUCUCCAGCUUCCCCAGCUUGAACAUUGUUGGAAUCUCCGGCCAACCAGAUCCAUCUGAAGAGGAACCUUACUUGGGGAAUUGGCGCCAACAUCCUCAUCUGGAGUAA
Alternaria burnsii is the source of this 507-nucleotide messenger RNA. RefSeq lists its product as uncharacterized. The record is from RefSeq and is a predicted model, not a curated record. NCBI's taxonomy places the organism in Eukaryota, Fungi, Ascomycota, Dothideomycetes, Pleosporales, Pleosporaceae. Bases 1 to 507 code for a protein of 168 amino acids. The transcript has a single exon.